Molecule: messenger RNA, 1152 nt
Organism: Diaporthe amygdali
Lineage: Eukaryota; Fungi; Ascomycota; Sordariomycetes; Diaporthales; Diaporthaceae
Exons: 2
Coding region: 1-1152 (383 amino acids)
Source: RefSeq, a predicted model, not a curated record
AUGGGAUCAUUAUUGGCAUCCUCGAAGUCAUCGCAGACCUUGGUGCAGGAGCAACCUGACGUCGAGUCUUCGACUCAGAAUACUCGCCCAAACAGCAGCUUCGACGACGGCCUUUUGCCCCCUUAUGAUGAAGAGGAUGAAGACGAAGAGAACGAUGGAUGUGAGCACUACAAUGAAUGGCAUGGUGAUCAUUGGGAUGAGGUCGAUUACUUCAGCUCAUGGAAGAAUUGGGAUAUCGGUGAUGGUUGGCCCCACAGCUUCAUACGUUCUGACGAAUUGAGCAAACCGCACGACCAGCUCCUUGAUGUCCCUCGACAUCGGCGCUGGUUGCAAAAGCUCUCCGGUCUACGCCACGAAGACUUGCCAUCACUUAGAGUCUCGGUUGCAGGUACUCCAAAGAUACCAUUAUUCAAGGACGCUACGACUGGAGAUGAGUAUUCACUUCAUCUCCAUCCAGGACUCCUUCGCGGCCUGGACCGCAUUUAUUGCCGUGACAACCUUGCCCCGAGGCCCGAUAAUCCGACUCCUUGGAUGAACGUCGCAGACCCCCUUUAUGAAGUCAGGUACCGAAAAACAACACCUGAUGAGCCGAACCGCGAAACCAGGCCUUCUCUGCCCAACUUUAUCAUCAUACUGGGAAGCCUCGCAGUGAGGACCUCUGUGAGAGAGGUGUGGGACUCUUUAGUGGCCCCAGGCGAAAUUGUUCCGACGGAAACCACAGACUACCUGGUUGCAAUAGAUGCUGGACACAAAGACAUCCCAGUGUGGCUCCUCGUCUCACGUUCCAAUCUUCGGGACCGCGCCGAGUUCAACGGGAAGAACCAUCCUCAACUUCCAGUUUUCAAGGGGCUACUGAAGGAUGACAGCUAUGGUUAUGACACUGCAUGCAUUCUCCAUUCGAUCCGCGACAUAGCCGGUCCGACUGAAUUUGAAGAGGUCUGUGAGCUGGUUCGAAAGACCCGUGCUGUUACAGACCCUGGAAUUCUCAAUAUCGAGGUGGAGAAGAUGGCAGAGCUAUCGGGGACCACUCUCCCCGAGGGAUGGUGCAGGCCAAUGCCACACGAAGAGAGUCCGCCACCUCCACCCAAGGAAAUUGUUGAUGAUCAUUUAGGCUUUGACCCGGCCGAUUUGAUGAGGGCUAACAGUCUCUAG